This is a messenger RNA of Purpureocillium takamizusanense, 4103 nucleotides long. RefSeq lists its product as uncharacterized. Gene Ontology annotation, cellular component: TSC1-TSC2 complex. The transcript has 3 exons. The record is from RefSeq and is a predicted model, not a curated record. Lineage: Eukaryota; Fungi; Ascomycota; Sordariomycetes; Hypocreales; Ophiocordycipitaceae. Gene Ontology annotation, biological process: negative regulation of TOR signaling; regulation of cell cycle. Bases 678 to 3314 code for a protein of 878 amino acids.
CGACACGCCAGAGCUUGACCUUGCGCCCAGUUGCAGCUUCGGCUUCGUCGCGUUUCCAUAAUUUGCCUCUGCCGGCUCUCCCGCAGCAUAUCCAGCCCGCCAGCUUCGAGACCCAGGGGCUUUACUGCUGCAGAGCGCUUUCUUAGGUAGAUUCGGCGGUCCCGAUGCCGUCGUCCAAGCGCCACGAUGGCCUCCGCGUGAGCUCCCCAAAUCAACCUCCGUUAGCCGUUGAUGUCGUCGUGGCCGGUCCUUUAUCAACCCAUAGCCUCUCUCAGGGCCGUGUGAAAUCAAGUAUCAGUCUUGUCCUGGUCUGUGGCUGACCAUCGUUGCUCCGCAGGUCCCUGAAAGAGCUUUCCAAGGCGAUACAUGCCUUUAUCUCCUACCCGACCCUACCCCUUCCCGACAGCCUCGUCGAGACCAUUGCCGCAUAUCUCCACAAGCACGAAAAAUAUGAUGAAGCCGCAUCCGACAGACUUCAGGAGGAGCUUGUGACCAUAUUUGAGAAGUAUGUCAAGGGCGUCCCGAGUGCUUCCGGGCCGUGGAUAGGGAUCCUCCGCCGACUUCUGCCUGUGCUGCAGACACCGGAACGCGUGCUGCCAUGGUUUGACUCCUACAAGGGCCUUCUGGAUCGCACCGGGCUUGAUAAACUUGUCGUCGACGAGACCAUAGCGGCUCUCAUGGAUCUGGUCAUGUUUAUGGACGAAUAUCAUAUCCGAUCAGGCGGAGACUCAGCAACUAACCCCAUCAUCGAUCGCUUGUUUUCCAUAUGGAUAAACCGCUUCUACCCGGAGCUUGUCGAUGAGGACACGAGCCAUGAAUAUAACGAGAGAAUGGUCCGUGAUGCGUUGAAAAGCUUCGGAAAGAAAAGACCCAAGGAGUUCUUCACAUCUCUGAACACUUGCUUCGUCGAGAAGCAGUAUCGCAAAGCGACUUUGAGGUUCCUCUGCGAUUUUCUCGAAGACCAUCCUCCCCAUCUGCACCAGGUUCUGCAUACCUCCCUCUUCGGCAACAUUCUGAAGUGCCUGCUGCAUGACACAUCUACCACUAUCAUCUCGUCGGCUCUCACUGUUCUGAUCAUGCUCCUACCUCAUAUGCCCAACUCACUCGUACCCCACCUGCCGACAUUGUUCAACAUUUACGCUCGCUUGCUGUUCUGGGAUCGCCAGAAGGUGCAUGGCGUAGAAGGCCAACCAGCCGAGGCAGACCACUCAAGCGGAUGGGAAAUAUGUGCAUACAAUCCCGAUACGGACGACUUUGCCGUUGCCCAGCUGUCCAACUAUUAUACGAUACUGUAUGGACUCUACCCUAUCAACUUCAUGGACUACAUCCGCAAGCCACAGAGGUAUCUGCGUCACGCCAACAUCACCAACUCGGAUGAUGUGGAAAUCCAGCCGACCGAGAUCCGUCACCGUUCCGAACGUUUCAGACGGUGCCACCUCCUCCACCCCAACUUCUACACCCUGACAAUCGACUCCGAGAAGACCGACUUGGGCCGCUGGAUUAAGAGCGAGGCUGCCGAGGUCGUCGUUGAGUGCAUGAGCCUCUGCAUGGCGAGUGACCUUUACGAUACGCCCGAUAUGGAAGCCGUCCCUCCAAUGCCUGGUUCUGCCGCCACGGUCGUUCACGACGCAACUGAUAAGGAGAGGUCCGAUUCGGCACUGCUGAGUGGUUCACUGAGCCGGACGGACAACUGGCGCAACUCACAAAUGACGAGUACAGAUUCGGACUCGAGCCACCGGACCGCGUCCAUGGUGGUCCGUCGUGUAUCACAGUCGAGUCAGCCCUCCAGCCGACAUGUCAGCGAUGAAGGCACCGCUAGAGGCCCUAGCACGGACAGCCCUACGAUACCUGCGCAGUUGACGCAGUCACCAUCCCACAGCCAGCUGCAGGACAUGUUGCACUCGAAUAAGGUGAUCAAGUCAAGCCUACAUCAGUCUCUAGCAAACGACAGCGUGCCGUCGCUGUCUCUGAGCCAUCAGGAGUCAACGGCUGACAAGUCGACCGCGCCACCCUCAACUACUGUGGUGCCACCGUCGGUGAGCUCUCCCACGUCGGCAAUGGACUUGGGCACCCAGGUGGCCCAUCUCCAGAGGCGAGUUCUGGUCCUAGAAAACGACCUCAGUUUCGAGCGCUAUGUUAAGCAGCAACAUAUGGCCCACAUCGGUGAGCUUCGGCGUAAGCUGGUAGUGGAGGCUGCUAGCGAAGCUGAGACGCAGAACCUCAUCAUGUUAAAUCGCAACCUCAAGAGUCGCUUUGAGGAAGCCAAGAAGGGUGAGAUGCAGGUUCGUAGAGAGUCUGAAAAGAGCCGUGCGAUGGCCAAAAAGUGGGAGGCGGACCUGGCCAGCAAGCUCAAAAAUCUGCGAGACGAGUCCAAAAAGGCUACCGCAGAGCUGGGGGCUCUGCGACGGGAGCUCGACGGGUCCAAGGCUGAAUGCGAAAAGCUACGCAAGCUAGUGUGUGAGGGCGAGGUGCGAGAGCUCAACUGGAAGCAGAACAUGCAAUCGGUCGACAUCGAACGGACGGAGAUGGAAAGGUUGAAGGCGCAGGUGAAAGAACUCACGAAGUCGGAUCGCGAUCACCAGGCGCGCGAAAUGGAGCGCAAGGCGGCAAUCAACUCUGCCGCGGCAGCUGAUGCGCAGGCCGAGUUGACCAGGCUCAAGCUUGCAGCACAAGAACACGACGCCGGAAGGGCGAGGACACUCUUUGAGUCACAAGUCAAGGAGCUUAAGAGGCAGCUUGCAGAGGCUCAGGAGGAGAGGGAGCGGCCCGGAGCCAACUCAAACCUAGAAAUCGAGGGCGCAUUGGCGGCGAGCAGGGCCAAGCAAGCGGAGCAACAAAAGCAGUACGACUUGCUGAUGCGUAAGUAUACUGCUUUGCAAUCGUCUCUCCUGGACAUGCAGUCAGAGACUGCGGCGUUCGCAGCAUCAAACAGAGGACAAGACACCCAGCCUUCUGGCGGGGAGUACCUCUCCAUGUCGGCAAGUCCCGUCAUGAUCAAGACGCGACCACACCGGUCUGCAUCAAACGCGGACGCAGCGGCACAGAACUCAACACCGCCGCUUGGGCCUCUGGUGGGCACACAAAUGUCCGCGGAGCUCGAGCGGCGGGCGAGCACCCCACAGGCCGGUGAAGGUUCAGCAAGCGGUGGGAUGUCGAACAGCCCUGGCGAACAGCGGCAUUUUGGCAGCAGCUUCCACAGCCGAAUCCGCAAGGAGUCCCGGGACAAGGGCAAGGAUGAGGGCGGUAGCAGCUCGGGUAAGGCUAAGAAGGACAAGAAAUCGUCGGGCCUGCGAGGCAUUCGAGGUUUCGUCUAGGAGGAGAAUAUACGUUUUUUUCUGGUUACCGACAGCUCUUGUCGGCCGAGACGUAUCAAAGGCAACACUGGCAACGCCCUCCCUCAUUGGAGGCAUCAGCAACCUCGCCAGCGCAUGUGGUCAAGGCACGCACGGUUGAUGACGAUUAGGAGAGCCGGUUCCCACGUAAGAACAGGACCUUGUGUAUUGAGGGGAUGGAAACAAAACGCCGACACGGCCAUACCGCAGGACGCCAGAUAUGCAACGAAUUACUGAACAUGCUCUUGAGUCACUAUAGUAUCACACUCCCCGGAGAAACCUUGGUAGCCAUGGAUGAACGUGGCAGGCGGUGCUGAGCAGGUAGGAUGCAAGACCGUCACGGCACAUGCAGGAACAUCGUCGCCACUCGCGCGAAGAUUGAGAUGGCCCCCACUCCACGGGUAACGCCGUGUGGCCGGCCGCCCGACUUUUUUGGGCCACUGCUAGGGAUUGAGUUUUUGGGAUUUUCGCUCGAUCAUGAGUAGCGUCUGUGUUGCGCUUCGGCAGGUUUGCCUGACCAGCCAGUGGUCGGGGGCUCGCUGCGCAUCCAUCUGGCAAGAAGACUACCUUAUUAGCGCGAGUCGUUUUGUGACGGCUAAAAUCGAUUUUGGACAGGGGCAAGAGUUGAAUACCAGCAGCAGUACAGAGCACGCCUGGCCAUGUGUUGCCCUGCACGCCGUGUUCCUCGGGCGCAGCGCAGUAGUGGUUACGAGACAGCUGCAAGCCGCUGUCGCGAGGUCGCAGUGGCAACGACAAAACAGGACAUCCACC